GUCUCAUCUCUCAUCGAUGUUGGUUUGGCUCUUUGGCUGGGCUGCAAUCGCAAUCUUCUCGUUGGCAAAUCUUCGUUUGAAAUAGUUAUUGUACCAUCUGCUAUACAUUUUUUUCAAGUGAAUAUUUCUAUUUUAUAGCAAAAUUACAUUCUCGAAGUGUUUAUUCAUUUUCAAUAAAAACAAUUUUGUAAAAUGGGUCGUAAGAAGAAGAAGCUUUCAAAACCUUGGUGCUGGUAUUGCAACAGAGAGUUUGAAGACGAAAAGAUCUUGAUACAGCAUCAAAAAGCAAAACAUUUUAAGUGUCAUAUAUGUCACAAGAAAUUGUAUACCGGACCUGGACUGUCAAUUCAUUGUAUGCAGGUACAUAAAGAAGCAAUUGAUAAAGUACCGAAUUCAAUGUCAACUAGAUCAAACAUUGAAAUAGAAAUUUAUGGAAUGGAAGGAAUUCCCCCCGAAGACUUGAAAGAACAUGAAAAGAUGAAACAAGGAAAACAAGCAGGAGGAGGCGGCAGCGGAGGCGGCAGUAAUAACAGGGUACAAUCGCCGAGCAGCGGCGAGGAUGAGCCGCCCCCGAAGAAGAAGGCGGACACGAUGAUGACGAAUGCGUCAGCGGGAAUGCCGCCUCAGGGCAUGAUGCCCCAAGGGAUGAUGCCACCCCACGCGCCCUACGGGGUCCCUCCCAUGGGGACGCCCAUGAUGGGCCCUGGCAUGGGACCGCCUCAUUUCAUGGGACCUGGAAUGCCACCAAUGAUGGGUCCAGGAGGCCCAAUGGGUGCGAUGCCCGGUGCUCCGUCUCAACAGAACAAGCCUCUCUUUCCGAGUGCGGCUGCCAUUGCUACUAGUACAACCUCAUCCAGUGCUGCUGUCGGUGCUGACUUCAAACCAAUCACCAGUUCGGCGUCGAUUGGACCUGUUAAACCAACCUUUCCUGCUUAUAGUGGAACAAAUGCGAGUGCAACGACAGGCGCUAGCAGCAGUAGUGGUUCGGAUCCGCCAAAAGUGAAUCUAAUCAACACAGUGGGCGCAUCGAGCAAGAUCAUCCAUCCGCAGGAGGACAUCUCGCUGGAGGAGUACCGCGCAAAACUGCCCAAGUACCACGUGGAAGAGCCGUCGUCGACUGCUGCGCCAGCCGCCGAAACCACGCCCACUGCGCCGGCGACCACGCCCACCCAGACCACAUCCUCUGCUGGUGCGGCCACGCCCACCCAGGCCGCCCCGCCCACUUCCAGUGCGCCGGCCCCCGCUGCUGCUGUCAGAACCAGCACACCGCAACCGAUGCAUCCGCAGCCUGAGGAGCAGAGGCGUCCAAUGAUGGCUCGAUUCCCGAUGGCACUGCCUGUGUCAAUGGGCCAAAUGGGGCAGAUGGGCCAAAUGGGGCAGAUGGGGCAAAUGGGUCAGAUGGGCCAAAUGGGUCAGAUGGGGCAAAUGGGGCAGAUGGGGCAAAUGGGGCAAAUGAUGCCUGGCCCCCCCGCCAUGCUGCCCGGUCCCCCCAUGAUGCGACCCGCUCUGCCCCUCCACCAUCCGGCUAUGAUUGGAGGUAACAUGGGUAUGAUGCGCCCACCCCACAUGGGCAUACAUCCCGGUCUGCUGGGUAUGCCCCACGCGGGAGGAAUGGUGCCCCACCCUCACCCGUACGCGGCAGGUCCGCCCAUGUUCCCGGGGCCACCUAUGAUCACGCCGAUGAUGCAUCCUCGUUUCAGAUGAUCAGGUUUGUUGGGGGGACUGUGGCUGGUCUGGCCUGACCCCUGACAUCAUCAACAUUCUACCUGUUUUAGAUUACAUUUCCACCCCCCUCUCUAUCUCUUCGCUUUCUCUCAACGAAUAGGGUUUCUCUAUCACCAACCGAUACUCUUUUUCAAAUGCAGUUCAUUCUUGAUUUCAUUGAGAGUGGUAAAAUUCAAAUCUUGAUAGUAAAGUAGAAACUCAAUCGCUUCCAUUACACCCCCCCCCCACCCAACGCCUAACUUCUUCCCCACUUCCCCCAUUUGGUAGAGCCUAAUUACUCACUAUUACAAACCAAGAAUAAUUAAAUAUUAACAAAUGCAAUUUCAUUGGUGUAUGCAACAAACAUUAGUUUCAAUUUAUUUUCAGUUCAUUUUAAAACUAGUCGCUCCUUGUUUCAUUUGAUGAUAAACUGUAAUCUGUAUUUGAAAUGUUUUAAUAAGCGCCAGCGUCAUUUUGUACUUACAAACAUCAGAGGUAAGCCUAGCUGGCUCAAUUUCCAAUCUUGUCAUCCUAGUGGUUAAUGAAAAUAUUUGUACCUGGUCAAUAAUUGAUAGAUGCUCCUUCAAUUGUAAUUUUUGUUAACUACUCGACAUUGUUCUGUUAGUUGUAGAGAACUACUAAUAUUUUCUGUAGGUUUAAAAGAUACCAAUUUUCAUUUGUAAUGUUCCUUGUUAGUGGAAUUUUUGUUUAUUCAUUGACACGAACUUUGAAAAAUGUAAUGUGUUGAACAUUAAGGUAUUUUACCACUCAUUAUUUAAGAAUUAUUAAUCGAUAUUGUUAAAUUUUUGCGUUUGCGUGUGUGAAUGAGUGCGUAUCAAACAUGUGUUUGAGUUGACACAGGUAUGAGUUAGGUAUGUGAACUGUGUACCAUGUAACUGGUAUAAUGUAGCAUGGCUUUUAGCUUUUUCCAAACCAAAUAGACUUGAGGCUUUUGUAUUCUACCCUGUGACGUUCUGGCACAUUUUCCUAAAAAGACAAUGUAGGGAAACUGUAUCACGAGAAAAUUUAUGAGUUUUGUAUAAUCGAAGAUAAUCCUCCGUUCAAUAUCAUUGUGUUUCUUGUUGACUGCAUAAACUGAAUUUAUUUUCGAAAAUUUUUGUGUGUAUGAUAAUAAUUUGAAGUAGCAUCUAUCUUGAUCUUCUGGAGAGCAGGCAAGUUUUGCAAAACAAAUACUAUUCUCAUCAAUUUAUUAUUAACAAAAUUUAAAUUAGAUAUCCAAUGUAUGUUUUCUUUAUUAUAAAUUCAUGGUAAGUUGAAAUAUGUCAUACUAUUUUGUUUUGUUACUGGAAAAUUGUUAUUAGAUUAUGUCUGCUUCAUCCACCAUAAUACAUACUUACUCCUAGAGAGCCUGUUGUCACACUUCAUAUUCUUACUUAUUUUUAAAGCAUUCUUAAAUAUUUUCAAUCCAAUAAUCUAUUUCAAGUAAUUUCAUCGACAAAAUUGAUCUAUCAAAACAAACAAAUCCUGGGCUAUGUGAUAAGAAAUUGACUACAAAUUCAACAUGAAUUGUACAUCCUUCAAGUUUUAAAUAAUAUGAGGUGUGAAUGAUCAGUCAAUACUUUCAUUUUAUUGUAAAAAAUGAUUUAUCAAAAAGAGAAUAUUAAAUUUCAUUAUUUCAAGAGUGCCAGCGAAUCUUACUCAGCAGGUAUGGGUUUUAAUUAAUUUUUCUUACAUACGAGUAUUGAUGGACUACAAAGCAUGCAAAUGCUAAAAGUAUCGAAUAAUAUUACACGAAAUUAGCACUAUGUUAUUUGAAUUGACUUCACGUUAUCACUUGAGCAGAAUAACAUAGUGCAAAUUGCAUGUUUUAUCACAUCGAGGCUUCAUGGUUCCUUGGUCAUUCAUGAAUCAUUGAUUGCAUUUUUAUUUUCAUCUAUUAAAGUUUUAGUUUCAUCUAUUAAAGUAUGAGAAUUCUCUUUGAGUCCCUAAAAUUUUAACACUCACUGUUACUCCCUACUAGUUACACUCAGUACUUCUUCAAUAGUACCGGAACUAUGGGUUUCUUUAAGAUUCCAUAGCAAAUUCAAAUUAAGUAUUUGUGAAUUACAGUAUAUGCAAGUUUUACCAGCAAAAUCUUUUUCGCCCCACUUGGAUGUAAUGAGCUGGUUUUUGUGCAUCGAAGGCCGAAAGUGAUUGUUUUCUGACCAGGCCGGAACAAUUUCUGAAUUUGAAUCAUUCAAAUAUGACCCUAUAAGUGGCCGUAGGCUAAUCCAAUUUCCAUCAUGACCUUAUCGAGCCGGAAAAGUCUCAUUUUCGGCCCUAGGUGCGAAAAUUUAUUCAUCCUAGAAAACUGCUCCACACUGUAUCCAUUUCAAUCGGAAAUUCUAUAUUUUAUAAUGGAACUGCUUACUAGAAAAUUGAUACUGUGUUCGGAGUUUACAAUUGGAUGAAUCUACUAAAUUUAUCUCAAGCCAUUCUGUUACUAGAAUUUAAUGAUGACGUAAUAAACAGUCGAUGAUCAUUGGAUGAAGCAUUGAAUAUGAAUUGUACCAAUAGGUUUCAUGUUAUAAAGCAAAAGCAUAAAUUCCUGGUAGAGCUAUUAACUAUUCUAUACCAGUAAGACAUGAUAUUCUUAGUAGACAUGAGAUUGUUUUAUAUUCUAUGGAACAUCACACCAGUUUUCUUCUCUUUUCGAUCAUUCUCUUUUUGCACUAAAAAUGUUUUCUAUUGGCCAAGGAAUCAUGAAGCUCAAAUAGCAGGGUCAAAACAUGGAAGGUAUGAAGUCAGCCUUCAACGUCGAAAUGUAUGUAUGAAGAACAUUUCAUUUAAAUGGGGAAGUGUCUGCAUGACUAUGUAACUCAGCAGCUUAAAUGCAAAUCAAGUAGAUAAUCACACAAGUGAAAUCUAUAACCAAAUAAUAAACAACUUAGAAUGUUGAAACUUGAACUCAAUAUUAUCCCCAUUUAAUAAUUUAGAUUUGAUGAAUUUUCAAGAGAAUGCUCUUCUUAUGUAUCAAUGGUUUUUGUAUCUGGGGUAACCUCUAUUGUAGAUGGUUCUUAAUAAGUGUUUGGAAGUAUAACUAAUUAAAUACAUAAUAUUAUACUUUUUUAAUUCAAGGUAGGUAAAUUUUCAAUUUGUGAAUGAAUCACUGGUUGUUGGAUUUAUUUUUGGCUUUAAAUACCGACAAGGAUAUUACUCUUAUUGUAUCUCUUUUUAUCAAGUUAUUGAUGUUGUUCGCUACUUAUAAUAGAAAAUUUAUUUGUACUGAUAAGACAUGAGGUGAAAUAUUCAUUUUAAACGUAACGGUAUGUUAUUAUUCUGCAGAUUGUUGAUUCGAAUAGUUGAUGUAAAAUUCUAAUUUAAAGCCGUUUUAUUGUAAAUUGUUUGAUUUGAGUUCAGUUCGAUUUUAGAUUUGUUUCAAUAUUUUAGAUUAAAUCCUUUAUCACUCUUCCAAAAAGCAUGGUUCAUAUUUAUUGCAAUCUCCAUUCAUUGUUUUCAAUGUGAAUCAUCAUCAUCACCGGAUAUUACAGAUUACACACUAUGGGGAAGUGUAGAAGUAAUAAAAUACCAGUAUAUUUAUUUAUAACACUGGUGUUACUGGAUAGACCCUGCAAUUCAACAUUUUUAGCUGAUAGUCUCUAAUUGAUUGUGAUACUCUGAGGUGGUUGCAACUAUUUAGUUUUGGUUAUUCCUUGAACUUUUAUUAUUCUCCACUUAGUUAUGAUGAAAAAUCAAACAUAUUGAUUUGUUCAAACAAGACCAAUGGUAUUCUUGAAGUCCUAUUCUUACAGUGAGUUUGAUAAACGCUUCUGUAAUGGCACAGAAACCAUUAUGAGGGCCACUUUGUUCCUAAGGUUGCACAAAAGCUAGAUGAAAUUCAUGAAAAUACCCUGGAGGAUCCAUUAAUUAAUGGAACUAUUAAAAAAAUCUCACGUAAAGAAUGUACUAUAAAUUAAAUAUUUAAUUCUUAAGGUACAAAUAACUUAGUUUUCAACAUUGUACCAAUACAGAAGCUACUCUGCGUCUUGUCUUGAAUAAGCUUAAUGAACUCAACAUUAUAUUGUUAUAUUUAUAUCACAUUGAGGAUUCCUAAGAAAGGAAAUUUUAUUUCGUAAUGCUUCAGGUUAGUCUAUUCUAGUUGGCCUGGUAAUGAUUUUUGUCAAUGUGAAAUACUUACUCCUUGAAUUCAACACAAAAUAGUUGUGAUAAAAUUAUCAAUAUUUUAUUUUUUCGUUUGUGAAAUCAUUGUCGUGAACCCUUGUAAAAUGUGAAAUUCUCAAUCAGACCCUUGAAUAUUAAUGAAUGUAUGUUAGGUUCAUCAGCAUUAUGUUUUUUUCAUACUUUUGCAAACCGGGUUAAGUCCUUCAAUUUAGUUUAUUUUGUGCUCAAAUCUAUUAAGGCUUUUUCUUUCAUCCCAAGUUAACACAGCUAACCUUCAAUGCUUCAAACUACUAUGUCUGCAUACAUUUUCACAUGGGAUAUAUUUUUGAAGAUUGUUGUCAUAAACAAUUCGGUCGUCAUAGGGGUCUUCGAAUGGUGUCUAAUAUUUUCUUUAUGUUUUUCUAAAAAGAAGAUUAUCCAACCUUAAAUUCCAAGGAAAAAUCAAUGGCUUGUAUAAAUUAGCUUUUUUAUCCAUAACAUGAAUAUGCUACACAAAAACUUCACUGUACAAUAUAUUUAUAUUGGCUACAGCCUGCAAAGUUGAGUAUGAUGUUAUUUGUCUAGCAUUGUAAAUUGUAGUAAAAUACUCGAUCUAUGGCAGCGUGACAAGGUAGGAGGGUUAUGCACAUCAAUCGAUAACUAUUCUAUAUCAUUAUUAUUAAUUUGUGCAUCGAUGUUUAGGUAUGUAAACGCUAUUUGGUUUUGCAUUGUUACUUUCUCACUCAGAUAUCAUCUGGAUAGAAGGAACAACACACACUUUUUCAUGAUCAGGUAUUUUGUUUAGGUUUUUAUUUUCAUUCAAUAGAUUUUUUACUACUGCCACUACACUCGAUGCUGUGGAUGCGGAGGUAUUUAUUUUUGAGAUUAUAAUUUUUUGUUUUUGGUUGAAAAAGCGAAAUUAAAGUGUGAUUACUUGAUUGCAGCGCUGUUGAGCCGAGCUGGCGAACGCGGCUCUUAAGGAAUCCAAUUCUGUGAGUUUGUCAUUACUGUACUAUUUAUCAGUUUGUUCAGUAAAUCGUUAGACGUGGGAAUUUGAUCUUUGGAUGGCAUUUAAUCGUAUCCGCAACAUUGAUGUACCCUGUCGGAUUCCUGUAGGCGAUUUUCUGAAAUCACAGCCGGGAUUGGCUGUUGGACUGUGAGUCCCCUUCAGGAUCGACCAAUCACAGCCGUUCGCGGGCUGUUGGACGUGUUUGUCACGUCCCCUGUUGGUUGAACAGGCGAUUGAUCCUUGUAGUUGUUAUAGCCAAUCACAGCGCACGCUGUUGGACUGUCAUGUCCCCUGUCAUCCUAUGGCAGGCGAUUGCGAUUGCUCACAUGCUUCCUCCGCCCGUCUUAAGAUAUCUCGACUAACCUAGUCACUCUUUCGUUCUACUAAGGGUUGUGGUUUAGGAUAUCUACUAUCAUUUUCUCUUCAAUAAUUAUUAUUCUCUUACCUGAAAAACAUCACCAAACUUGUUACAUUCACAAGUUUAUCGAUCUUUUUCAGAAUGCCUGUGUGCAUCUCUUCUCUCUCACUUGCACAUUGUCAUUGAUAAGGAUGUCAUUCGAACGCUGUAAGUACACACGUUCAAUUCUAUCUAAUCACACACACCUACACAUUCAUAUCAACCAGUAAUAAAUCCAAAAUCAAACUUCAAGUUUUCCUCUUUUCCAAACCACCUAUAAUAAUUGAUUAAAUCAGCAUUAGAGUUUUUGCUAUUUUAGGAUCUCAAUGUUUGUUUUUGUCUUGAAAAUCAGCUUCUACCCAUAAAAGGCUUCUAUUUCUAUAUUACUACCAGUGUAACUUCUUGUAUUUGCAUUUAUGUUUGAAAUAAAUAGUAGAAAUAUCCCAGUUA
Nilaparvata lugens (brown planthopper) is the source of this 7661-nucleotide messenger RNA. RefSeq names its product BUB3-interacting and GLEBS motif-containing protein ZNF207 (gene BuGZ). Gene Ontology annotation, molecular function: DNA binding. Lineage: Eukaryota; Metazoa; Arthropoda; Insecta; Hemiptera; Delphacidae. The record is from RefSeq and is a predicted model, not a curated record. Gene Ontology annotation, cellular component: nucleus. The transcript is spliced from 8 exons. The coding region runs from base 193 to 1704 and encodes 503 amino acids.